UCUUCAGUCCUUUCUUGAGCUUUGACGUGUGUGGUUGUGUUUCAAGGCCCCGGCGCAUCCUGAAAAAACACACGAUUCGGAACUUGGUCGUGUUAAGUGACACUUAGUGAAUUUUUUGUGUACGUGACGUUACAUUUUGACGACAUAGUGACUUGUAAGUGCGAUUUUGCGCGGGAUUCCUCUUCAUUCUUUAGUCGAGGCUAAUGGAUCCCAACAAGACGAGUUGAGCUUCUAAGUGAAACAUGAAGCGCGCCGCCAUUGCGUUUUGGCGCGAACUGCCAAUCGCUGUCACGUUUAUGUUUGUGAUUUUGGCAUGCGUUUCAGCCAGAGACAUCGUUUUGGAUGACGCAUACACUGUAAUAGAAGCGCCUACGAACGAAAGGCUACGUCUUAUCUGUGGACUGAAGCCAAGAAAUCAGUUACCAUCCGUGAGAUGGUACUUUGAUGGAAAACCAAUUGAUUACCAAAGUAGGACGCGGCUGGUUCAACAGAGGCAAUGGUUACGAAUAAAAGGAUUCCGUGCGAAGGAUGCUGGUGUAUACGCGUGUCAGAACGAAGAAGAUAACACGAAGGAGAUGAGCGUCACUAUCAAGCACAGGCGUGAUCUUGGAGAUAUCGAAGAAUACCAGUCAGAUGACAGCCAACGACCAAUGCCAGAAAUAUUAUCGCAGCACUCCGCCCAAUUAGUUGACAACAACACAAUAGGUGAAACGCAUAGAGAAUACGACGUGAAAGAUGACGAUCUGGACGAGAGAUAUGAAAAAGAACAUCUCAACUAUGGCCACGUGGAUAACACUAAAUCGAAAUAUGCGCCAAAAUUCAAGCACCCAUUGAAAAUGUUUAAUAUGGAAAUGAAACCUGCUGGCAGUUCUAUUAGGUUCAAAUGUGCAGCUGAAGGUAAUCCUAUGCCGAACAUAACGUGGUACAAAAAUAAUGUUACGCCGAUAUCCAGGAGUUACUUCAAGCCAUCGUAUGGUAAAUGGUCUAUGUCUUUAGACGAAUUGACUAAGGCCGAUAAUGGCAACUACACCUGCAAGGUUUGCAACGAAUUAGGGUGUGUUCAGCAUAACUACUCCCUUCAUAUUCAAGAACGACUAUACGCAAAACCGGUGCUAACACAAGGCGCCGUCAAUCAGACGAAGCUCGUUGGCCAAACGGCGAAAUUCAGCUGCGAAUUUCUCUCAGACCUACAUCCGUCUGUUUAUUGGAUGUAUUUUAAUAAACACGAGUACAUUUAUAAUGAGUCUACGUCGGACCCGGCUAGCAAAGAGCCAAUCGUGUAUAAUGAUGUUUCUAAAGUCGUUCUGACGGAAAACCCUUCAGACAUGCCAGAACAGUUAACGAUUUAUAAUGUUACUAAAGAAGACGAGGGCUGGUACGUCUGCGUUGCAUUGAAUUCAUUGGGGAACACCACAGCCAAAGGAUAUUUGACUGUUCUUGAUUCAUUUCCAGUACCCGAGGCGUUAGACCACGGGAAGCACACGCUCCUAAUAAACAUUCUAACAGCGGUGCUUGGAGCCAUGUUCUUCGUAGCCGCGAUUAUAGUGGUGAUGAUAUUCAAGAAGUUGAAGCAGGAGAAACUCAAGAAGCAAUUGGCGAUUGAAACGGCCAGAGCGGUGAUCGUCACACACUGGACGAAGAAGGUGACGGUGGAGAAACCGCAGAUGAACGGUUCGCCUAACGCCACUGGGGAGGGACUGCUCAUGCCCGUAGUGAAAAUCGAAAAGCAGAAACUAUCCCAAGUGCAGAACAACACGGAAUCAAUGCUGAUGUCGGAAUACGAGUUGCCCGUGGACAUAGACUGGGAGGUGCCGCGCGACGCGCUGGCGCUGGGCAAGGUGCUCGGCGAAGGCGAGUUCGGGAAGGUCGUGAAGGCGGACUGCGUGGGGAUCGUCAAGCCCGCCGUGCAGUCUGUCGUCGCUGUUAAGAUGUUGAAAGAGGGACACACAGACGCUGAAAUGAUGGCUUUGGUAUCCGAAAUGGAGAUGAUGAAGAUGAUAGGCAAGCACGUGAACAUCAUCAACUUACUCGGUUGCUGUACCCAGGACGGACCCCUCUACGUUAUUGUGGAAUACGCUCCGAAUGGAAAUUUGAGAGAAUUUCUGAGGAACCACCGACCGGGCAAUAGAUAUGAAUCUCCGACUGAAGAUCUCAAAGAAAAGAAAACCCUAACGCAGAAGGAUUUAGUUUCAUUCUCAUAUCAAGUGGCAAGAGGCAUGGAGUAUCUAGCUUCCAGACGGUGCAUCCACCGCGACCUGGCGGCGCGCAACGUGCUGGUGUCGGACGACUGCGUGCUGAAGAUCGCCGACUUCGGGCUGGCGAAGGACGUGCACAGCAACGACUACUACCGCAAGAAGACCGAGGGCCGCCUGCCCGUGCGGUGGAUGGCGCCCGAGUCGCUCUACCACAAGGUGUUCACCACGCAGACGGACGUCUGGUCCUUCGGCGUACUGCUGUGGGAGAUAAUGACACUGGGCGGCACCCCGUACCCCACGGUGGCGGGGCAGUACAUGUACCAGCACCUCAGCGCCGGGCACCGCAUGGAGAAGCCGCCCUGCUGCAGCUUGGAGAUCUACAUGCUAAUGCGAGAAUGCUGGUCAUUCUCUCCCGGCGACCGACCAUCAUUUACAGAGCUGGUCGAAGACCUGGAUAAGAUCCUGACAGUCACAGCCAACCAGGAAUACCUGGAUUUAGGUCUCCCGCAGUUGGAUACCCCACCCUCAAGCUACGACGGCUCUGGAGAUGAAAGUGACAGUGAAUUCCCAUUCAUAAAAUAGGAGAAUUCUUAAUACAAGGAACUUUAUUGAAACAUUUUUAUGACUUUCCGAGAAAUGGUAAUUUUAGAGAAGGUUUCUUAUAAAAACGAAGAAGUUAUUUUGCCAAGAACUAAACAGUAUUACAAAAUUUUGCGUAUAUUAAGGGAAACUUUCUGCGCUUAUUUUGAAUUUCCUGACUGUUCUUUAAGAUGGUUUUGGCUGGUAAGAAUAUGUUAAACUCAUAACAUUAGGAGUUAGCUAUUCUUAUAAUGAAUCCAACGAGCUAACAAUUUAAUGCACUUGUGAAAUUACUUUGUAAUUUUAGCUCAGAGUAUUUCAUACUUGUUUUAAUGGAUUAUAAAGUCAGGUAUUAAAAAUGUUAUAAUAUGGUAGGCAACUGAAAUAAAUAUAAAAUUGUAUGGAAUCGAAAUUACAUGGGAAUUAUCAAUAUAUGUGGUUGUCAAAUAGGACAAUCUAUGGUUUAUUGAUCAUUCAAAGACUCGAAUACGAUAUUUGAAAUGUAAAAACCUCUAUAUAGCUGGUGUAAUGACAACGUUUAAUAAUUAAAUUUUUGUCAAAGUUUUUUUUUUUCAUAAAAAAAAAUAGAAGUUGAUUUCAAGCAUUUUUAAAGUAGGUUUGACUGAAUGUUUAUAUCAUGACAGAUACUGUGCCUUCUUUAAAUGAUAAUGAAUAUCGCUCCUGACAAGACGAUGUACGUUAUUGGAACCAGAAAAUGUGAAACAUUUUUAAAAUAUUAUAUUUGAAAAUGCCCACCUAAAUCACUGAUGGUGAUUUUUACGAAAAAUCUUAGAAUUAAGUUAUUUUACAUUUACGCAAGGCGUCGCAUAUUUAUUGACUGAAUGAUGAAUGUUAUUCAUUUUUUGUAAUUUUUUAUUUAUUUAUCAUAAAUGCAUAGAUAUUGUUGUAAAUAUUCUUUUAAUGUGUGCAUGCGUUAUUAAAUUGUACAUAUUAAACCAAAGCUUGAACGAAUCGUUGUAUUAUAAAAGUAUUAUUUUGAAAAUUAGUAUAGUCAAGUAUUUUUAUGAGAUUAUAUUACAUUGUGCCUUAGGAAUUGCAAAUAUCUUAUAAACUAGUAUUCUUUAAGAUACUUUUGAUUUAUGUU
Molecule: messenger RNA, 3879 nt
Organism: Zerene cesonia (dogface butterfly)
Lineage: Eukaryota; Metazoa; Arthropoda; Insecta; Lepidoptera; Pieridae
Gene: Btl
Product: fibroblast growth factor receptor homolog 1-like
Exons: 15
Coding region: 243-2777 (844 amino acids)
Biological process (GO): fibroblast growth factor receptor signaling pathway; protein phosphorylation; positive regulation of kinase activity
Cellular component (GO): membrane; signaling receptor complex
Molecular function (GO): fibroblast growth factor receptor activity; ATP binding
Source: RefSeq, a predicted model, not a curated record